Molecule: messenger RNA, 3849 nt
Organism: Lytechinus pictus (painted urchin)
Lineage: Eukaryota; Metazoa; Echinodermata; Echinoidea; Temnopleuroida; Toxopneustidae
Product: reticulon-4-interacting protein 1 homolog, mitochondrial-like
Exons: 8
Coding region: 514-1836 (440 amino acids)
Cellular component (GO): mitochondrion
Molecular function (GO): oxidoreductase activity
Source: RefSeq, a predicted model, not a curated record
GUGCAUUUUCAGAAUAUGGAAAAUACGUGUUUAGGGUGCUUAUCGAGACCCCAUGGUCGCGUAUGGUAUCCACUCGUCAGUGGAAGUGGCCCCCCCGGGCACGUAUCCUGGAGCUACCAUGCACAGCCUUGGAAGUAAGAAGGAGGAUUGUUGCACGUAUUUAAUGACCACCAGCAAUAAUAUGAUAUCAUAACAUUUCUGAUGAUAAUUAUGUGACCUCAGUCAGAGCAAUAGUCGUGACAGACCAGUUUUAAACGGAUAUAUAAAAAAGAAACCGUGUUUAUAGGCCGAGUCAGCACACCCGGCCGCUGCACGCACUGUAACCAUGGUAACAGUGAAUCACAAUUGCAAAAUAGGUUCAUAGGUUGAAAUAUGAAUUAAUGUGUCAUAUUGAGAAGUGAAAGCGGGGAAGUGUGACGAGUAAUAAUUCCCAGGGACACGCGUUUAUAAUCAUCUGCCUUCCCCUUUUCAGUUUCACUUUAGUCUUAACUAGACCGUGGUAUAGUGACAAUAAUGUCGUCGUUCAUUAAUCCAUUGAUGGUCUGUGUAGUCGCUACUGUUGCGCUCUAUUUUUGCCCGGAUAAUGGAUUCCAAAUCCGAGUUCCGAAAUAUGUCUUGCAAUGCAUCAUGGGUAGCAGUUUCCUUUACGGCGGUUACAAAAUCUUCUUCUCUAAACCGGCAACUGCUGUGAAAUCCAAGUUCAUCUACUUUUCAUCAAAAGAGACCAUGAGAGCACAGACUGCAAGGGAAUACAAAACAGACAAAAUGGAGAUGACAACGGAACACCCCUGCCCUAAAGUCGUUCAUCCCAAUGACGUACUUGUGCGCGUAUGCGCAGCGUCGGUCAACCCCAUAGACCACCAGAUAAUAGCUGGACACGCACGGCCCGUCCUCGAUCAAAUGCGCCUUCAGAAAGGGUUGCCGUGCGGUGGUGCGGAGCUACCCCUCAUCCUUGGUCGGGAUUGUUCGGGUGUUAUCGAAGACGUAGGAUCGAAAGUCGACAAGUUUACGAUAGGUGACGAGGUCUUCGUGGCAAUAGGCGCGGAAGAUACGCCAGGAACCUUUGCUGAGAAGGUGUUGGUCAAAGACUUCAUGGUCGCCAAGAAACCAUCAAUGGUCGAUCACACCAAGGCUGCCUCUAUACCGUACGUCUGCACCACAACCUGGGGUGCACUUGUUGGCCGAUGCGGACUGGGACCAAAUAGCACGGCAGGAAAAAGAGUUCUUAUCCUUGCUGGUACGGGAGGAAUAGGGACAUUCGCCAUUCAGCUUGUCAAGGCUUGGGGAGGUCAUGUGACAACUACCUGUCGCACAGAUGGUAUCGACUUGGUGCAAAGAUUAGGUGCUGAUGACGUCAUAGACUACACUAAAGGAACCAUACAAGCUGCUCUUGCUGAACGGCCCAAGUUUGACGUAAUCUUAGUGACUAUUGAUCCUCGAGCCAUCGCGCCAUGCCAAUUCGCCUUGAAGAGAGGUGGCAAGCUGGUAACCAUAGUGGUUCCUUUCAUUGACAACUUCAGGAAACAUGGCAUGAUUCUCGGAAGGGUGAUCAACGCAUUGCUCAAACUCAGAUGGAAAAUUGAGGAUUUCAUGUAUGACCGAACUACCAUGAUUUCCUUCAAUCGACCAAAUGGUGGCGCCCUAGAAGUAGCAAGAAAAUUGAUUGAAGACGGAAAGAUCCGUCCGGUGAUUCAGAAGACCUUUCCUUUCGAGGCUGCCAACGAGGCAUUGGAGUACGUUAAGCAGGGUCAUGCCCGAGGAAAGACGGUCAUCGUGAUGUCAUAUGCUGAGAAACGUCACGAAGAUGCCAAAUCUGAGGAGAUAAUAAGUGAAUGAUGAGACACCUUCCCUCAUCAUGCUCAUGGACAUUUGUACAUACCGCGUGGCCGAACUCAAAAGGGUCAUUAUCUUUUUUUAAGAAGGGUGUUAAAAGGGGAAAUCUGUUUCCCUGGGGCGUCUAUUACAUAAUAAUUAUAAUGAAACGUUUUUGUAUAGCGCAAAAUACAUAAGCAAAGUUGCAUGUCUCUAAGCGCUUUUUACAGAAGGAGUGGAGAUGGAGGGGAGAGCACUACAUGACCCAUUUAUACUUGGUUUACGAUAAUCGUAGGUUGAAAUACGACGAUUGUAAAAUCUGUCUCCGUAACCAGGUAAGAUCGCAGCGCUUAUACCCACCAAAGGUAUCAUAAUACGGUCGUACAGCUUCUGUCGGGGAUCACAAUAUAUUUGUACAAUAAUAGUUGUGAUGUUAAUAAUAACAGUAAAGCAAAAUAAAUUGAAACAAUGAUGACCCAUUUCGUUUAUUUUGAUGAAAAUAUGAAUCAUGUAUUAAUCACAAACUAUCAUUGCGACAGUGGUAGGCGUAAUAAUGAUGGUAAUAGUCCGCAAGAGAACGGCGAAAUAUAUAGCAUCGACUUCGCAGACGCUUUCUGCAACGUUCAUAAUCUAUUGAAAGUACCCGUCAAAUCACAAUGGACAGAUUAUAGGUCAUUGUCGAACGUUGGUGAAACGGGAGAGCACAUCGUCUUAAGAUCCGGGCUGGACAAAAAAAAAUGCAAAUGUGUCGUUUGCCUAGAUUCCAGGACGCAUGCGACACCGAUUUCGACAAAGGCUGCUUUUAUAUGAAGGUUUCUUUUUAUAAAAUAUUCUCUGCGUUAGAGAAAGCGUCUGCGAAUGAUUCCUAAUAUGCCCUAUGUAAUUUCAAGGACAUGCAUUCUAUUGGAUUUUAAAUAAAACGUCAGGAGUUACUGUCAACAAAGUGGUGAUUUUUAUAGAUGUUGUCUUAACGCUCAUAUUUCACAGUUUGAUAUUGUGUUGGAAAUGUUUUUAAGUGCCUGUAUUUCUUUGCCAACCAACUGACCAAAGACUGCUUGAUAAAAAAAAUCAUUGUCUAUAAUACUGUAAUAGGGGCUUAGAAUGGCGCAAUCAACGAAAUGAGUAUAUUAUUUAAUUCAAUUCGUCUUCGAUGUUACGGACGCAUUUAAAUAGUUAAACAUUUGCAAGUGCUCGAGCUCAAAGACAAUGUAAAACAAUACUCUCAAGAAUGAUAUGUAAAAAUCAUCAUUUGAAAGGUUGGGAGAGUGACAACAUUAUCUGAAUGUUAUAUCCGACCUUGCAAUGCAAUCCAGCAUUUUAAUUAUUGGGUCAAACCGUUUUAAGUGGUAAAUGCAACAUUUAGAAAAAAAUAAAUUGUCACUCCUCCAAACCUAUCAAAUAUUGAUUUAACUUUUCAUUUAUUAAAUUUUUUUUUGGGGGGUAGUGAGAGUUUGGUAUUCGGUUUUAUCAUUUUGCUAGUGAUGAAUCUGAAUAAAUCAUCAUUGUGGAACAAUGUGCGACAAUAUUAUUGUAAUCCUGUUUUUUUUUAUUGUCUGAUUGUUCUAUGAUAAUCAUGUUCUAUUUUUGCAAUCCUACUGAUUUCUGUCAUUGAAACACAAUUACUACAUAAAAUAAUACGUGCGACACAUUGCUUAUUUAAAAAAAAUUGACACUACCAUUCAUCAUUUCUUGAAUCCCCCGGCAAAAUGUUGUAUUAUAUUUUGGAUUCAGCCUCGUUCGUACACCUGCUAUAAAAUUGAUCAUUAACACAUUCCUGACAAUAUGGACAAUAUUGACUCAGAAAGUGCAUUCUUGAAACUAAUAUAACAUCAUUGUGUCAAUAAGCGCAUUUUUCUGCUUCCACAGAUAAUGGCGAUGUACAAAGGCUGUCCAACACCAGUAUCAAUAUCAUCAUCAUCAUCAUAAAAAUAAUAAUAAAUUAUAACAUCUAUAUCACAUUUAAUUGUGCAAUCAUUAUACUUUGCUUGUCAUGCUCACGUUUAUUUGUCCAGGAUACGUUUCGAAAUGAAUCAUUAU